Lobosporangium transversale is the source of this 1232-nucleotide messenger RNA. RefSeq names its product ATP-NAD kinase-like domain-containing protein. Gene Ontology annotation, biological process: sphingosine biosynthetic process. The transcript has a single exon. Lineage: Eukaryota; Fungi; Mortierellomycota; Mortierellomycetes; Mortierellales; Mortierellaceae. The coding region runs from base 1 to 1230 and encodes 409 amino acids. The record is from RefSeq and is a predicted model, not a curated record. Gene Ontology annotation, cellular component: membrane; cytoplasm; intracellular membrane-bounded organelle.
AUGGGAAUAUUAUUUACAUAUGACAAAUUUCCCUUGUUGGUGGUGUUUAAUCCCUUUGCAGGACGAAAACAGGGUCAAGAUCAGUUUAAUAAGGUGGUCCGGCCUGCACUUGAUCAGUCAAGCACUACGUUUUACUUGAUCGAAACUACCCAUCAUGGUCACGCCCAAAGCUACUUUAAAGAGAACAUCCAACAAAUCCUUAUUGAGCUUGCGCAAUCUUUUGGCAUUAGGAGCACCCAUACUGGUGGUUCUGAAGAAGUCCAUGCUACCUCAUCAGCAGUACACUCCUCGAGUGCAACGCUCCGUAUCAUGGUGUUAGGCGGAGAUGGGACCGUACAUGAGAUAGUGAAUGGUAUCCUUACUGGCUUGGUAGAAAGUCCAUUGAUCACAGAUGUAUUCAGACCCAAGGUAGUACUCUCGGUGGUACCAACAGGAACAGGGAAUGCUAUCGCAACAAGUCUAAAUAUUACUACAGUUCAAACUGCGGUCGACCGGUUCCUCGCUGGUAAUUCUACACCAUUACGUGUUAUUCAAGUCUCCAAGCAAGCACAUGAAGCUGUAAAAACGGAUUCGGCGAACAAUAACAAUGGGCAUUUACUCUCGUCCGUACCUCCCCGCUGGGAGCCUCAUGUGUACACAGUCGUUGUCAACAGCUUCGGCCUCCAUUGCGCAACAGUGCAUGAUGCCGACGGAUUUCGUUUUCUAGGUAAUGAACGAUUUAAGGUUGCCACUCUCAAGAAUAUUGUUAUACUAAAGCAGUACAGGGCGCGUGUGGAUUUCUAUGGUCCUGUUCAGCGAUACGAUCGAUCCUCAAAGGAAUUUUCUUCAGCUACCCAUGUUAACAGCCGCGUUGUCUCAACUGAGCCUUCAUUGACGCUAUCAGGACCAUUUACAUAUCUUAUGUUCACAAAGCAGGGCUCACUGGAGACAGGGUUUCAACCGACACCACUUGCAAGGACGUCUGACGAAUGGCUGGAUGUGUUGGCUGUCCAGAAUGUAGGUCGUACUCAAAUUUUGAAGAUACUGGGCGCUGCAGCCAAGGAAGGAAAGCAUAUUGAGAUGGAAAAAGUAGAGUACUACAAAGUUAAGGCUGUUGAAUUUGAAUCUUCCGGGGUGGGUCGUCUUUGUGUCGAUGGAGAGUUUCUGAAUGUACAAGCAGGACCGCAGGGCAGGAUGAGGUUUGAAGUUGUUUCAGAUUUGAACAUUCAAUUAUUCUAUGUCUAUAACUAGCC